Molecule: messenger RNA, 2283 nt
Organism: Neurospora tetraspora
Lineage: Eukaryota; Fungi; Ascomycota; Sordariomycetes; Sordariales; Sordariaceae
Exons: 7
Coding region: 1-2283 (760 amino acids)
Source: RefSeq, a predicted model, not a curated record
AUGCAUUGCAAGGCGCGCUGCCAGUCAACUGCAAUUGCCCCUACUCCAGAGAAUGCCUAUCCGACCUAUCAAUCGUCGAUCAAUGACUUCAAGGUCGGCGACCUCCCUGGUGGUGAUGGUUUCAGAGCGCCAAACGCCCCGGGGAUGGGCCACAAAGCCGACAGCUAUGCCCAAGAACCGGUCACCUUCUGCCAUCCCAUGCAGUCACACACGACGCUCGCUAUAUCUUCCCCUUCGUUGUCCCAUCCUGACGAUGCUGCCAUGUCCUCUUCAUUCUUCCCUCCUCAAGGUCACAGUCAUAUGACCUACGUCUUCCAACCACAGAGCCAGCUAAGCGGCUACGGUGCUUUGAGCAAAUCCUCCUUUUCAGAGCCAAACCUACACAAUUCCCGAUUUCCAACUUCCAUGGACCAGAAUUUUGGGUAUGGCCGUGUUCAAGCCAUGCAGGGGUCUGAGGUGAAUCGUUCCAUCAUGGCCCCGACAGAAACAUCCAUGAUUGUGCCUGCAACAUCGGCAUCUGGGUAUCAGCAAGAUCAUAUUGUACCACAACAGCAACGAUGGGUGGAGGUCGUGAAGGGCAGAGAGGAUAGAGUCAUGAAGGAAGAGCUGGUGGGCGACUCUGACUUUGAAGAGCGUGAAAUUGUGCCUGUAUCAUCACCGUUGGGCGGCUCCUAUGAGGACCUCUCCCAUACUCUGACUGAGUCUAACAUGGGUUUGGCCGGCGCCGGCAGCUCGGGCAGGACAGAGAAUGCUUUGCGGAGAGGCUCGGUCGAUAAGAAGAAGCGUGGUCCGCUGGGAGAAGACAAGCGGAAAGCAACGUGCGACACUCGUAGCAUGGGCGCCUGUAUAAGAUGCCACAAUCAGCGGAUUCGGUGCCACCCCAACCCACUGGAGCCACACAACCGUGAUGCUCCGUGUCAAUCAUGCCUCGCAUUUUCCAAAGACUCGAAGAAGACCAUCCACAACAUCCCUUGUCUUCGCGACAAGAUCAUUGGGAUAAGGAUCUUCCGCGCCGGCGGAUUGAACUUGACGAAACGCUUCACUCAUACUCAAGUCGUCGAUGUCGAUGUGAGUGACCAGUGGGGCCCUGCUCGCCGAGUCGAGAUGGUUCAGGGGUUGUGCAACGAACCAAAGGUGGUCGUACGACUAUGCAAGGCGCCCAUCGUUUUGGAAGUUCGUCGUUUCAACCCGGCUCCCACAGAUAUCAACGAGCGAAGAUAUGUCGCCAACGGCUAUCCCGCGGUUCAGCCUUUGCAGCCUUUUUGCCUCGUUAAUGUGGAAAGCGCCGCUUUGCAGUUCAAUCAUUACAUCAACGCCAACGCUCUUCAUGGUCUUGAGGAGGCUGUUGAGAAGUCUGAUGACAUUGUCAAGCGGACCUUUGCUAUCAUUGCCGAGAAGUGCCGCUCACUUACUAAGACGACAAAAGACAAGAACAGCAAGAGUAACAAAGAGGACAAGCGUCAAAGGGACCAGAGAGAGCUGUUAAUAAAUGCAGUCCGCCUUUGGUUUGCUAUCCGCCAUGGCAUAGGGUCCGCAUGGCUAGAUAGCAGCUCCGACACGCUUGAUAUGGAUCCAGUCUACAAGGAUGACUACCCGCUCUAUGGGCGGGUCGACGUGCCACGCAUGAUUGUCGCCCAGUUCGAUAGCAUUCGGCAUGAGCGUAUUUAUAAGAAUAUCGCUCCCCGAGUGCUUAAGCUUUACGAGAAGCUUAUCACAUCGAGUGACAUGCAGAACUGGUUCACCAUUUAUCUGGUAACAUUCCUAUUCCUCCAUCAAGUCAGCUGUAUCUCAUUCGAUCGGUAUCGCCGUGUCAGAGAUAACUCUGGUGGCAGGCAACAGGAAACCCGUUAUGGACCGAUUGGGCCGAGUCCCAAUUCUCCCUCUGAAUUUGUUGAGAGUGCUUUCGUCGAGGAGGUACAACACGGUGGCGUGGUUCUUCUGGCCUACUGGCAGUACUUCAAGCGCGCCGACCUCAUGCGCUUGGACUGGGAUAACAUAGUCGAUACCAAGUUAAGCACUCUGGAACCAGGGCAAGCCGAGCUUUUGCGGUGGACUGUUGAGCAGUUGAAGAGCGUUGAUCCGAAUACAGGAAGGACCAAGUUGGAUAGCAUUCCCAAGACCCCAGCCCAAGGCUGCUGGGAGCACGAAUUGUACUGGGUAUCGCGGAUGUUCGACUCAACUUCGACAAGGGAGUCACAGUGGUCACCUCCCAAGACCUUUACUCGCGCUAAGCCGAGUGUUGGGCGAGAGUAUACACCGCCUAGACCAUCUCAGUCGCCUUGA